AUGAGCUCCCUCAAACAGUUACAGCAGAAAUCCGCUCGCAAGAAACAGGUUUACAAGCCUAUCCUCGACAACCCGUACACAGACGAAGCCCACAACUGGCCCUAUGUCGAAGACCAACCACUAGUGGCCGAAUUGGUUCGUAGUCACGUGACCGAGGUGCUUCGGCACGCUCCCGAGUCUCUGGACGCGCGUUUUGGAUUCAACGCCGUGGUCAAGUAUUUGGAGCAGCCAAGUUUCGAAACAGUAGCAGCAGAUGAACCGUCCCGAGUAUUCCUGUUCGUGUGCAAUCGCGAUUCAGUGCCCAGUGUUCUGUUGGCCCAAAUUCCAGUGCUCGCCCGUGUAUCGCGACGUGACGUCGUAUUGAUUCCACUUCCGCGUGGGUUCGUUUCACAUUUCGACAAAUGCUGUCCUGCUGGUCAGUACCACGACGGGCUGCUGCUGGUGGUUCAAAAUACCGACUUUGACUUGCAAUUCGCUUCUCAGUUGACUCGUCGAGUCGGUCACGUGACUCCAAAGCCCUGGCUCAAGUUUAACGAGUCCCGCAUAGGCGUAGUGGCAUCAGAGGUGUCAUUGAACGCGAGAUCUGCCAAACCAACCAAGUAA
This is a messenger RNA of Lachancea meyersii CBS 8951, 603 nucleotides long. The record is from the annotation of a GenBank genome assembly. NCBI's taxonomy places the organism in Eukaryota, Fungi, Ascomycota, Saccharomycetes, Saccharomycetales, Saccharomycetaceae.